ACGGCUGAUAGAAGCGUACUAGAAUCUUCUAGCCCUAAACCCCUAUAUCUUCAGACACGAUGCCGUUCCAGCCGCAUAUGCCAUUUUCUGAGGCUUGUGUUUAGAACGUGUCUGUGAGUUGUAUUCUUUGCAUCUGGUAAUUUCAAGGAGAUCGUUGACCAUGGUGAAGGCGUAUCCGCAAGUGAGUGAAGAGUACCAGAAGGCUGUGGAGAAAUGUAAGAGGAAGCUUAGAGGAUUGAUCGCUGAGAAGAACUGUGCUCCCCUAAUGCUUCGUUUAGCAUGGCAUUCAGCUGGGACUUUCGAUGUGAAGACGAAGACAGGUGGGCCGUUCGGGACGAUGAAGCACCCAGCAGAACUUGCUCAUGCCGCCAACAAUGGUCUUGAUAUUGCUGUCAGGCUUUUGGAGCCUAUCAAGGAGCAGUUCCCGAUCUUAUCUUAUGCGGAUUUCUAUCAGUUGGCUGGAGUUGUUGCCGUUGAAAUCACCGGAGGACCUGAGAUUCCUUUCCACCCAGGAAGACCGGACAAGAAAGACCCACCUCCAGAGGGCCGCUUGCCAGAUGCUACUAAAGGUUCUGAUCACCUGAGGGAUGUGUUUGGCCACAUGGGUCUUAGCGACAAAGACAUUGUUGCAUUAUCUGGUGGUCACACUCUGGGUAGGUGCCACAAGGAGCGUUCUGGAUUUGAGGGACCAUGGACCACCAACCCUCUCAUUUUCGAUAACUCCUAUUUCAAGGAACUUCUAAGUGGAGAGAAAGAAGAUCUUCUUCAGUUGCCAUCAGACAAGGCUCUUCUUGAGGAUCCUGUCUUCCGUCCCCUUGUGGAGAAGUAUGCUGCAGAUGAGGAUGCCUUCUUUGCAGAUUACGCAGAAGCUCAUUUGAAGCUGUCAGAGCUUGGAUUUGCAGAUGCUGAGUAAGGGAAAAGAGAAAAGGAAGAAGUGGGUGUUCCAUCUAAUUUCUCCUAUUUGGAUUAUUUGGGAAAAUAUUAUCUUUUUGGUCUGAGACAAUGAUUGUGUGCACUCAUUUUGGUACUCCUUAGCUUGGUGCUUAUUAUCUAUUGGGUGAAUAAUAACUUGCUUUUCUCUUCG
Messenger RNA from Carica papaya (papaya), 1084 nucleotides. It is a transcript of the gene APX2, whose product is annotated as ascorbate peroxidase 2. Lineage: Eukaryota; Viridiplantae; Streptophyta; Magnoliopsida; Brassicales; Caricaceae. Gene Ontology annotation, cellular component: chloroplast. The record is from RefSeq and is a predicted model, not a curated record. Gene Ontology annotation, molecular function: heme binding; peroxidase activity. Gene Ontology annotation, biological process: cellular response to oxidative stress; response to reactive oxygen species; hydrogen peroxide catabolic process.